Mytilus trossulus (common blue mussel) is the source of this 2800-nucleotide messenger RNA. RefSeq lists its product as uncharacterized. NCBI's taxonomy places the organism in Eukaryota, Metazoa, Mollusca, Bivalvia, Mytilida, Mytilidae. The coding region runs from base 915 to 1577 and encodes 220 amino acids. The record is from RefSeq and is a predicted model, not a curated record. The transcript has 6 exons.
UAUUACUAUUAAUUACUGUUGAUUGAAUUAUGAUUAGGGCGAACAGAAAAUAGGGCAAACCAGAAUCAGGGCGGACGGACCUGGAUUCGUUACAACCAUAACACUGUUAAAUUUUUCGGUCUUUUAAUUGUAAGAGAUACAACAUUAAGGAGAAGCUUGCAAGAAUUUGGCAAUGGACAAACAUUUGUAUGUGUCCCUACGUCCUGAUAUAGCCAAUAUCUGAACAGAAAAUAAUGUUUGAAAAAUUGAGAAUGGAAAUGGGGAAUGUGUCAAAGAGACAACAAUUCAGCCAUAGAACAAUCAACAGCCAAAGGUCACCAAUAGAUCUUCAAUGCAUCGAGAAACUCCAGCAUUUGUUUACCUUGUUGAACUGUAUCCAUUAAAAAAAAUACCAAGUUAACAACUAAAUCUGUGACAAUCACAGUGGUGACAAUACUGGUUGUAUUACAAUGUAAUCAUGUUGUUACAAAAUUGCUUAAAGCUCCAAAUAUAUCAGAGUAUUAUUAUGCUUGUACAUGUACCUAUCAGAGACAUGUAUUCUUAAUAUUUAUAUGUCUCGGUACAUAUUCACAUUAACUUGCAAAAGGUCAAUUUCUACCAGACACAUCUGAUAUGUUUAAAUACACCUUCAGUGUUACUGUAAGCCUGAAUUAAUGUUACUCAUUUACACCAUGGUAUUAUUAAUUUAUUAUAAAUUCAGGUUAAUUGUUUUCAAUUAACUUAAUAGCAGGAUGUGUUCCACAGAUAUUAUAUGGUUGAAUCUUUGAAACACAUGAUAUAUAAUUAAAAGCAUGAAUUGAUAAAUAUAGGAUAUCCAAUUUCAUUUGACAAUAUCUUGGUUUAAACCUAUAUAUAUGUUAUUUUUAAUCAAGAAAUAUUUGUUAUAUUAAAGCAAAUACUUUUUUAUUAACUAUAUGGAAGUAACAGCUCUUUUUUUCUCUCAUCUAAAUAGAGUCAAUUCAAUUAGUUCUGUUGUACGAACUUUAACAGAGGUGAAGCACAAAUGGCAGGAUCUUCAGCUGAAAUCAAAGAAGAAGGAGUCAGAAAGAAAUAGGCUCCAGAAUCUGACAGGUGGUGGACCAGCACCACCUGCUUUAACACCACUGGAGUUAAAGAUAAUUUCUAUCAUUCCCAAAGUUGCAUGCUAUGGAAUUACUGGUGGUAUUGACACUGACAGUGAGUCCUCAGUACAGAUUCCAGACAUGACCAACAUCCCAACAUUACAGUUACCUGUUUCUCAGAAUGAACAAACAGAUCCAAUUGGAAGUGCUGAUGACAAUGUUAAUAUUUUGAUAGACUUGUCGACUGGAAAGGAAAUCAGAAUUAACGAAAAUGAAGAGACACUUUGUGGUAUUGAGAGCAGACUCAAGGAACAAACAUCACCACCAUCAAAGAAUAGGACUGGAAAGACAGUGGAAAGUGAUUCUACCAGUAAAUUGUUGAUAAUAGAACAGGAAAAGUUACAGUUGAAAAAAAGAAAAAUAGAGUUGAUGGAGGAAAGAAAUGAUUUGGAAAGAAAGAAACUGAAAUUUUUUGAACUUAUAGCAGAAAAGUUAUCUGUAGUUAAUGAGCAAUAGGUCAAAUUUAUCCCUACUCUGUGUACAAGCAAAUUGAUUAUUCAUUAUUGUAUCAUGAAUAAGUUUUAUUUUUAAGUAUUUUUCCAGGAUAAUUGUUCAUACUCAAAAACAGAUAAGUAAUAAAAGGUCCAUCUAUUCACAAGCAUUUUAUUACCGUUUAUUAAUUCUAUUGAAGACUAAUGAGAUAAUGUCACUCUAUAUAUAUCCUUAAACUAGCAUUUAAAAUUAAAUGAUGGUUGAACACUAUGUGUAACUGACAUGUUCAGUUGAACCUUUGUCUCACAAGGGAGGCACGUGUGUUAAAACCAUCAGGGAAAACAUUGAAAACCUCUGGUUGCUCAUGGUCAUUCUCGUGAUUGUCAUCUUCCAGUAGUUCAUCCAGCUGUGGAAUAGACUUGUCUAUGCAAAUGUUGUGAAGUAUGAAGCAUGCUACAACAAUGUUGGUAAACUUUUUUGGGAUGAAGUGUAGGCAUCCUGUGGUUUUGUGUAAGCACCUGGAAUAAUGAAUUAAAUCAUUUACUUAAAAUUGUAAAGCAUAUUUUGUAAAGAAAAUAUGAUGGUCUCUUUCAAUUUACAUGUAUAACAGGUUAGUCACAACAGUUUAGGUUUUACGCACAUUUUCUGUUUGUGUAAUAAAACUUACAUUUUUUUAUGCAACACAACUCUUUACAUCUGAUGUUUUGCCUAAUAUAUAGCAAAUUUGUAAGUCAUUUUAAAUACUUUGAAUUCAUUCUGUAUAAUACAUGUUUUUAUAAUUGAUUAAUGUACUUGACAAUAAAAAUAAAAGAACUGUAUUGAUGCAAUAUUUGUGACAGUUUUAUUCCUUUGCUUUCCUCUAUGUUUUUACUGUGCAAAUACUGAUUAAGUGUGAUGUUAAGAUACCCUAUAUAUCCUUAAGUUUCUUGUUUGAGAAAACUGUAAAUUUAGAAAUAAGUGUAUGCAUUUAUAAUUGUGAUCUAAUUUUGGACUAAAAUUAUGAUCUGAUUUUGAACUUAAAUUAGAUCACAAUUUGCAGUAUUGAGACAAUUUCUGUUUAGUUCAUAUAAGAAAUUUAAAAAUGUAAUAAAAUCAUUGCAAUAAUUUCUCAAAUUACAGUUGUACCAGUAUAGUUCGUCAAUUAUUGACUCUUUUAAGUAUAAUCCAAAUAAGUUCCAAAACUGGUGUUUUUACGUGGGAGGUAUAUUGUAACAUCCGUUAAUAUGUAUAUCACUGAGUCUGCGCUA